This is a messenger RNA of Aspergillus terreus NIH2624, 450 nucleotides long. Its product is annotated as cupin domain-containing protein. The transcript has 2 exons. Lineage: Eukaryota; Fungi; Ascomycota; Eurotiomycetes; Eurotiales; Aspergillaceae. The record is from RefSeq and is a predicted model, not a curated record. Bases 1 to 450 code for a protein of 149 amino acids.
AUGUGGUCCAAGAAGGUCGAACCCGAGCAAUACUUCCUCCCUUCAACUCCGCAUGUACCCAACUCCCGACUCCCCAUCCUCGUAUACCGCAACGCCCUCUCAGACACCAGUCCCCGCAACAUCCUCGACACGAUCGAGCCGAAUGGAUGGCUUAUGGGCGGACAGUGGAAGACGUACAAAGUGCCGCAUUUCCAUGCUGAUUGCCACGAAUGUUAUGGCAUCAUCAAGGGGAAGACGACAUAUUUACUUGGGCUCGGACCAGUUGACCCCCAGUUCAAUACGGAGGGAGAGCCUAAUGGGAUGAAGCUUACUGUAGAGAAGGGCGAUGUCUUCGUCUUGCCGGCGGGAACAUGCCAUGCCUCACUUGAAUCGGAGGGCGACUAUGAAUUCAUUGGAUUGUAUCCCAACGUGAGCGUGCUCAUCUGUUCUGAUCUAUCGAACACAGGAUGA